Messenger RNA from Symsagittifera roscoffensis, 2514 nucleotides. RefSeq lists its product as uncharacterized. The record is from RefSeq and is a predicted model, not a curated record. The transcript is spliced from 7 exons. NCBI's taxonomy places the organism in Eukaryota, Metazoa, Xenacoelomorpha, Acoela, Convolutidae. Bases 310 to 2424 code for a protein of 704 amino acids.
CAAUAACAACCUGACCUUAUCCUCAAAAUACCAUUUAACACGAUUCUUUUGUGAAAUAAACACCGUGUUUCAUUUGGAAAAAAAACGCAACAAAAUGAUGUCCUCAAUUAGGUUUUCCGAAAUUUCAAACUGAAGAAAUUUCUGCUUUGUAGCUACCCAGCAAAUUACUCAAAUUUUUGAAUGUAAUAUAAAUUUUGUUAAUUGGCGUUCUGUUACAGUGAAUAGUAAAUUAGUCAAUUUUUGCCUACUUUUGAAUUAUCAUUGAAGUUAUUUUCUGAGUCUACUUUUCAAAUACUUAUAUUCUGAAGAAUGGAUUCCAGAAAGCGAAGCAGCUCCGGAGACAAAUCAACGACAAAAGCUGCUGGCAAGCUGCUCUCAGCAUUGAAGAGAAAAACGAGUGCAACUGGGAGUUCAGACAAAAGUCCCACUCGAAAUUCGUCGUCCGAUAGAACCCGAAAGAGUGUGGACUUCGGCCGAGUGAAGACUUCCAUUUCGGUAGUGGGCGGGUUCGGGGGAGGGAAUGAGUCGUUUAACGGUGCGGCUAGCAAAGAGGCCGCUAAAAUGGUGAGCGAGUGGGUGAAAAGCGGGUCGGAGAAGACAGCUUGGGCCUCAGACAUCGCCAAGAUCAUCAGUGCUAAGUUGAAAUUGCAGCACUCGGUGAAGCUUCUGUCCAACCAGGUGACUCAGCUCGAAGCCGAACUGGAAGUGUACCAGAAUCUGAACAAAGACAGCAAACUGGAGAAAAUUGAAAGCCCACCUGAGCCCAUUGAGCCAGAACAAGAUGACAGAGAGUUCGAGGAAUCGGGAACCCAAACAGAAGACGUGACCAUAUUUUCAACACAGCUCAAAAUUGAUUCGUUCACUCAGACCCCAAUCAAAACAUUUGCAAGCUCUUAUCAACAAUGCACGAAUUUAACAGUCGUUGUCGAGACUUCAUGUCAAACAGAACAAGAUGUCAAACUAUGCGAGCCUGUUGCGAACUUUGAAUGUCAAACGGAUCCGAAUCUAACUCAAAAUGAAACUGCGACGGCGUCUCAGCAAACAAAAGAGUCAAGUUUCAUUUCAAAGUGCGACCAAUUUUGCCAAUUCCCAGAACUUGUAGCGAAGGUUCUUCCCGUAAACGUACAAUGGGAGACUACUAAACCAUUAGUCCACAUAACGACUUUACCUGCGCUAGCCUUAGUGAAGCGUGAAAGCAGUUCGCUGAAAAAACUUGUAACUGUGAACAAACAUGCGCUGAAAACGACAAGUGUGCCGAUAGUUCAAAGUCCUCGGCACGGGAGGAAAAGUCGUUUCCUUCAGAUGGAUAUGUUCACGCCUGAAGAAGCGCAGCUGCGGGCUUCUAUUUUGAAUGAAUAUCUGGAGAAUUAUCUCGAGACCAGAGAACAAUCGCCCGAGAAAAGCGCCAGAAAUAAUCACCAGAAAGUUUCGUUCAAUCAACAGCAAGCUACCAUAAACAAGGAAUUAUCAGAAGUGAUCGAAAACAAACAGCGUCAGUUAGAAGCCCUAGGGAACCUUCAAAAGCUUUACUACAACCCCAGAGGUCGACUCCAGCUUUCCUCGAACCCCAACACCAAAAAUUCAGCCGGACUUAACCCAUCGCGACCUCAAGGCAGCAGAAGCAGGAGAUGCCUGCGAAGGAAUCAUCAGAAGUUAGUGGUCAAGAGCGACUCAGAUUCGAACAGUGCAAAUUGUCUUCCGUCGAUCGACCCGAACAACAACCGAAUGAGCCUGAACAAAUUACUACCUGCGUAUGUGUACAGGGCACUUAAUCCUGACUGGAACGGAUUUGAUCCAACUUCAGAUGAAACUUCUGCCGGAGAAUUGAUGAAAAGCAGGAGUGCGACUCGAGGUGGUAACACUGCCAGCAACUCAAGACUCCGCAAAAGGAGUGCCAGUGGACCCAGAAGCAACAACAACCUCCCCCUAGGCCACUCUAUCCUGAACUGGAAUGUACCUAUGCCCCAUUGCAAGUGCGAGUCAUGUGCCCUCAUGCUGCCCUCCUCCAGGACAAGCUGGGGUCACGAUAACUUGAAGCUCAACAGUCUGUCGGUGAAAGUUGGUUCUCGAGUAGCAGUGCAGCCCAGGCGAGAUCUGAUUGGUCACUUCGACGCCCUCGGGGAAGACGCGAGUGCCCCCGCCCCCUAUCCAGUGACUGGUGUGGUGCGCUACUUGGGCCAUGUUUCCCGUCUCUGUCCCUCCCAGCCCAAUGGGGUUUACGUGGGAGUGGAGUUAGAUGACCACGUUCUACAUCUUAACCCAGAUUUGGGCAACUAUGUGGGCGACGGCAGUUUUCUGGGACGGAGAUAUUUCACAGCCAAAAACAAUUCAACCUCAGCCCUGUUUGUCCCCAUUCAAGAUGUGUUCCCAAAAACUAGCAAGACACCAGAUAUCAGAAGAUCGUCAACGAACAGAAGAAGAUAGAACAAAGAUAUUACAGAAAGAUAUUGUCACACCGAAAUGUUAACUUUCCAAAAUAUGGACUUUUUGUAUUUCUUCGAUUGUUUUACAUAU